This is a messenger RNA of Triticum urartu, 1915 nucleotides long. RefSeq names its product xylan glycosyltransferase MUCI21. Gene Ontology annotation, molecular function: glycosyltransferase activity. The record is from RefSeq and is a predicted model, not a curated record. NCBI's taxonomy places the organism in Eukaryota, Viridiplantae, Streptophyta, Magnoliopsida, Poales, Poaceae.
CUUCCCUUCCCUUCGUCCUCAAUCCAAUCCACCAGCCCGCCCCGCCCCCGUCCCCAGCGACAACUCACCGGCCGGAACGCGGUUUUACCUGGCUACCGGCGCUUAAAAGACGCCAUCGCCAGCCAACCACUGAACCACAACGCAACACCACCACGCAACGCAUCCCGCUCCAUCGCCAUUCGCCACACCCACCGCACACACGUCUCUGCGCGCGUACGUGCCGAGCUCUGACCGGACGGGCAUGGUGCACCACCACCGGGCGAGCCUCCUGCAGCACCACGACCAACAGAAGCUCGACGAGGAGAAGCAGCAGGUGGAGGAGAUGAAGGAGCUCCGGGGCCGGCUGGUGGACUACGCGUGCCACCACCGCAAGCACGGCCACGACGCGCUCCUCCUCAUGCUCGCCGGCUUCGCCUUCGUCUCCUGCCUCCUCCUGCUCCUCCCCAACAGCCCCUUCUCCGCCGCCAUGGACGACCUCCUGCAGCUCGGCCGCACGCAUCGCUGCGACCAGGAGAUGGCGCCCACGCCGCCGGCGCCCUGCGCGGGGGUGCCCUACGGCGCCGUCUGCUGCGACCGCUCCUCCCCCCGCGCCGACCUCUGCGUCAUGCGCGGGGACGUCCGCACCCACGCCGCCUCCAACGAGCUCUUCCUGCUCGACGCCGCCGCCGCGGCCGACGAGCGCAUCCGCCCCUACACCCGCAAGUGGGAGUCCAGCGUCAUGAGCACCAUCGACGAGCUGCGCCUCCGGGCCCUGCCCGACCCCGAGGGUGCUUCUGCUAACGAUGCAGUGCCAGCGCGCUGCGACGUCCGGCACGACGUCCCCGCCGUCGUCUUCUCCACCGGCGGCUACACCGGCAACGUGUACCACGAGUUCAACGACGGCAUCAUCCCGCUCUACAUCACCGCCCGGCGGUACAACAGGAAGGUGGUGUUCGUGAUGCUCGAGUACCACGACUGGUGGAUGACCAAGUACGGCCACAUCGUGGAGCAGCUCUCCGACUUCCCGCCCCUCGACUUCUCCAACGACACCCGCACGCACUGCUUCCCGGAGGCCGUCGUCGGCCUGCGCAUCCACGACGAGCUCGCCAUCGACGCGUCGCGGAUGCCGGGAAACCAGGCCGGCAUCCAGGACUUCCGGCACAUGCUCGACGACGCGCACCGCGGCCGCAUCAACGCCAUCAUCGAGGAGGAGAACGCCGCGCCACAAGCCUCCCCGGCGGCGGCGGCACUAGCGAAGAAACUCGUCACGGAGCAGCUCGCGGACGACGACAAGCCGCGGCUGGUGAUCGUGUCCCGGAACGGGUCGCGUGCGAUCGAGAACGAGCCGGAGCUGGCGCGGGAGGCGGCGAGGGCGGGGUUCCGGGUGACAGUGCUCCGGCCGCGCCCGGACACGGAGCUCGCGCAGAUGUACCGCGUCCUGAACGGCUCGGACGUGAUGGUGGGCGUGCACGGCGCCGCCAUGACGCACUUCCUCUUCAUGCGCCCGGGGUCGGCCUUCAUCCAGGUGGUGCCGCUCGGCACCGACUGGGCCGCCGAGAACUACUACGGCGAGCCGGCGCGGCGGCUCGGCCUUCACUACAUCCCCUACAAGAUCCUGCCGUCGGAGAGCUCGCUGUUCCGGCGCUACGCCAGGGACGACCCCGUGCUCACCGACCCCGUCGCCGUCAACGCCAAGGGGUGGCAGGUCACCAAGAGGGUGUACCUCGACGGGCAGAACGUGCGGCUCGACAUGGCGCGGUUCCGGCGGCGGCUGCGCGAGGCAUACGGCCACUGGGCGGCGCAGCGGCGGCGCCAGCAGAGCCAACCGUUGUAGCAUGGGCGGUGUCCAUACUCCAUACGUUUUUCUUUGUUCUUUUUUUUUUCUUCCGGCGAGAAGAUGCAUGAUACUGUAUAGAAAAAAUAUUUUUGUUGUUUA